Messenger RNA from Choloepus didactylus (southern two-toed sloth), 959 nucleotides. It is a transcript of the gene CHCHD7, whose product is annotated as coiled-coil-helix-coiled-coil-helix domain containing 7. NCBI's taxonomy places the organism in Eukaryota, Metazoa, Chordata, Mammalia, Pilosa, Megalonychidae. The record is from RefSeq and is a predicted model, not a curated record. The transcript has 4 exons. Bases 207 to 464 code for a protein of 85 amino acids.
GCGCCCUCCCCCUCCGCCGAGGACCCCGCUCGGCUGUCCAUCAGGCGGCGGCGCGCGCCGAUUGGACGGGCGGUCGCCGGGGAGCGGGGACAGCACGUUGGGGUGCGCGCUACUUAAGGCACUGCUGCGUGAGCCAUUGACGUGUUUGGCGCUGCUGACGGCCGGGUAGCCGGCGGAGCGGCCUUUUGAGAAAGAAGACUGCUAGGAUGCCCAUGGUCACACGGAAACUGAGAGAUCCUGACAUAAAUCCUUGCUUGCCGGAAUCAGACGCUUCUACCAGAUGUCUGGAUGAAAAUAACUAUGACAGGGAAAAGUGUUCUACUUACUUCUUGAAGUACAAAAAUUGCCGGAAAUUCUGGAAUUCUAUCAUGGUUCAGAGAAGACAGAAUGGAGUGACACCAUCUAUGCCUACAGUAGCAGAAAGAGAUGAAAUCUUGGAAGCAAUGGGAAAGAUGCCUUAUUGAAUGCUUACAUUAAAAUUGGUUGUAUAAUUUAAAAGCAGAUAAAAACGUAAAGUCAGUUUCCUGUUGACCUGCAUGAUUGUGAUCCAGUUUUUUCUACCUUGUGUUUCAAAAACAGAUGCUGUUCCCUUAUAAAGAUAAUAAAUUAUAUAAAAUUGCAAAAAAAAGCAGAUGAAUAUUUUUAAUAAAUGAUUGCUAUAAUAUUUUAAGAUCUUACAGGCCUUACCCACAUAGGUCUUAAGUUGUACAAGAGAGACAAAGUUAUGUUAGCAUUGUGUACUUUGCAUUUGCCCUGAACUUUGACAGUGGUAUAUCACUUUAAAUGGUAAGUAAAGUUUAUAUUGACUUUCUGAAGGUAAGUUGGGGUUAAGAAAGUCUGCCUGAGGAGCUGAGCUUUUGUGCUGGGUCUGGAAAGAAAAGUAAAAUUUGGAUAAGUAAACAAUGGGGGUGGGAGAGAGGCAGUUUUUCCAAGGAAGGGAAAUAAUGUGAGCAACAACA